Messenger RNA from Ananas comosus (pineapple), 1632 nucleotides. Its product is annotated as pentatricopeptide repeat-containing protein At5g66520-like. Lineage: Eukaryota; Viridiplantae; Streptophyta; Magnoliopsida; Poales; Bromeliaceae. The record is from RefSeq and is a predicted model, not a curated record. Gene Ontology annotation, biological process: RNA modification. Bases 1 to 1632 code for a protein of 543 amino acids. The transcript has a single exon. Gene Ontology annotation, molecular function: protein binding; RNA binding.
AUGCCCCUCUCUUCUCCUCUCCCCAUCCCCGCCACAAACCCUACACCGCUGUCCCAACGAACUCCCCCAAAACGUCCCCACUAUGCCAUCUCCCUCCUCAAGCUCAUAAAAACCCAUAAAGAGCUCUCCCAGCUUCACUCACACCUCAUUAAAGCCAACCUCCUCACCAAUCCCUUCACCUACAACUCCCUCAUCAAGUCCUAUUCCCGCGCAGGUGAUCCAAACUCGGCUCUCUCACUCUUUCUCGACAUUAUCAACGCCGAUUCCGCCGCUCCCGAUGGUUUCACUUAUACGUUUGUUCUUAAUGUGUGUGCAAAGUCGUCGUAUACUGUGGAAGGGAAGCAAAUCCAUGCUAGAAUGGUCAAGGACCCUAAGCGGAUCAAUACCUAUUCUUGGAACUCGUUGAUGGGCUUCUAUGUAAAAAAUGGGGAGGAUGUAUGGAGAGUGCGCAGGGUUCUCGAUGGAAUGCGCGACCCGGAUGUAGUUUCUUGGAAUUGUUUGCUUGACGGGUAUGUGAAAGUUGGGAAUUUGGAGGCGGCCCAGCAGCUGUUUGAUGAAAUGCCGGUCAGGGAUAUAGUUUCCUGGACCACUAUGCUCGUUGGCUAUGCCGAUAAUGGUUUGUUGAGAAAUGCGCGUCAUUUGUUCGAUGGAAUGCCCGAGAGGAACAUGGUCUCUUGGAGCGUGAUGAUUAAAGGGUUUGUGAAGGCCGGUAUGUACAAGGAGGCUUUAGCUCUCUUCAAAGAAAUGCAGGUCUCAAAUGUAAAAAUAGAUAAGAUCACAUUGACGACAUUGCUGUCGGCUUGUGCUGGAUCGGGUGCUCUCGAUCAAGGCCAAUGGGUUCAUGCCUAUAUAGAUAGGCACAAAAUCGAGGUAGAUGCGCACUUAUCCACAGCUUUAGUCGAUAUGUAUGCAAAAUGUGGCAAAGUUGAUUUAGCCUACAGCAUCUUCAAGGACUCUAAAGAUAAGGAGGUCUUUUCGUGGAAUGCAAUGCUCGGAGGGCUUGCAAUGCACUCACGUGGAGACGAAGCCAUCGAGCUAUUUCGAGAGAUGUUGAGUAGUGGAAUUGAGCCAAAUGAGAUCACAUUCAUUUGUGUAUUGUCGGCUUGUAGCCACUCCGGACUAGUGGAAGAUGGUUUGAAGAUCUUCAACACUAUAGAUCGAUACCGCAAUGUUCGGCUGAGUAAAGAACAUUAUGUGUGUGUUGUGGAUCUCCUAGCUCGUGCCGGGUUACUUCAAGAUGCCCUAAAGGUGGUCAAGGAAAUGCCGAUGAAAGCAGAUGGAAAUGUUUGGAGGGCACUUCUCAGCGCUUGUCACCUCUAUGGCAAUGUCGAAAUGAGUGAAUAUGUGGGUAGGGUUCUAUUAGAGAUGGAGCCCACGGAUGACGGCAAUUACAUAGUUCUAUCCAAUCUUUAUGCUAGCAGGAAUAGGUGGGAUGAAGUCGGUAGGUUAAGGAAGAUGAUGGUGGAACGAAGAGUGCGAAAGACUCCUGGGUGUAGUUUGAUAGAAGUGGAAGGUGUUGUUCACACUUUUCUGGCGGGGGAUUGUUCUCAUUCUCAAAGUGGGGUAUUACGUUCGUUGGUUGACGAACUUAUCAAGCAGUGUUAUCCAUUAACGGAAAUUGGACAUGAAUGA